UGUAUGUGUUAUUAUUCCAUUCCUUUGUCAAAGCUGUGUCGGCUGUGUCUAGCGCCGCUCCGAGCAUCUGAAUGCUCCUAAUCAUGAAUUGCCCUGUUUUGUUACAUUAUUUGUAACACCGGCGCCCCCGUUCUAGCUUGCCACUUCUACAAUCAUCCACUCAGGAACGGUAGGUUGCAGUGGUGCCCUCCGAGAAAGGAUGUCUGCGGAAUCGGACGCCGACUCGAUUCACCCGCACUGCCUCAACUGCAUUAGCAUCGUCAAGUGCAACGCCCGCUCCGAGCAGCGGAAGAGCUGCCAAAUCGUCGCGUGCAAGUUGGAUUGUGGGGCGAGUUUCCACUCCUGCAAGUGCCAAGAGCAUCAACUGCUGUGUCCAAACGUCAAGGUGCCAUGCUCGAAUGCAGUCAAUGGGUGUCCAGCCUCGCUUCUGCGCAGUCAGCUCGGAAGCCAUCUUCAGCACUGCCCCGCCAGCAUCCUGUCAUGCACGGUCGAGUGGAACCGCUGGAUCCUGGACACCGGCAACGGAGCAAGGACAGCGUGCAGUCAGCACACGGGCAGACUUCAGCUGGAUCUCGCGCUUGCCAUGCGUGAUCUACGCUCUCUACGCCAGAGCAACGGCGGCACGUGCAAGACGGCGGAGGGAGUCGCGUGCCGAGACUCCGCUCUGCAGAACGGACAGGCCGCGCCACAACUCAGGAACUGCGAUGGCGUGGACAAGUCUUGCGAGAGUGCGCCGGAUGCGAUGAACGUGGACGAAUGCAGUGUGAACAGUGGGGGCAAUUGUGGCGUGGGCGACUACCGGCUGCUCACCGCUUCCGGCACGUGCUACCUCUCCAAGCCUCUGGCGACCCCGGAGGUGGAGCUUCAUCUUGAAUUCCUCACCCGGUACCAGACGAAGCCCGAGAGCCUGCACACUUUUCCUUGUGCUCAGGGUUUCCGGCGCGACGAAUAUGCCUGGCACUACCAGAACGUCCACCGGGACAUCCACGGCGGCCUGAACGGCUGGCUGGAGCAGCGCUGCCCCCUGGCACAGUACGGCUGCGGCUUCUCGAGACGACGCUUCGUCCCCGCGCCGCGGGGAACGGAGAUCGUGCACAGCGAGCUCCUCGAGAGCUUCGGCGUCACUUUUACUGCCCAGCACCGAAGAUCUCGGUCCCCAGAAAACCGACAAGGUGCUGCAGAAUCGUCUAGGUCCUUGGUCCGCUCUUCUCAGGGGCCUCCCAUGUGCAACGGUCACAAUGAACCUCGCCGUGUCCCCAGGCGGGGUAGGGAGCUGGAAUUUACGGACUUCCCUUACGAGGUCCUGCAGCACAUAGCCCAGUUCCUGGACGGCUUCAGCCUCAACAACUUCUCGCUGGUGUCACAGCGGUGUAGGGACGUGUCCUGCAGCCUGCUCAAGAGCAGGGGCAUGGUGGUGCUCAAGUGGGAGCGGCAGGCCGCAGGCUGGAGGGUCGGCUCCAAGCGGUGGUUCUUCAGCAACGCCUUCACGCCCAUCAGCAAGUGGUACUUUUCGGAAGAGGACAACAUGUCGAACCACCUCAAAGACUGCCCCUUCUUCAAGAGGAACAUCAAAACAAGGCCUCAUACUUACUGCUUCACUCUCCACAACGGGAUGCCCUCGUCCAAUCGCAAGCGGAAGGAACUACUGCAGAUCUCGUUCUAGACGAACAAACUGUUGACCACAACUACCCGGUGUCCACAUUGGUGUGGCAUGCACGUUGAUCUGGUGUCCACAUUGAUCUGGUAUGUGUGCUGAACCAGUGUCUGCAUUGAUCUGGUGUGCCCGUUGACCCGGUGUACAGAUUGAUCCGGCGUGCACAUCGACCCGGUGUGCAGAUGAUCCGGCGUGCACGUUGUCUGGUGCCCACAUUGAUCCGGUGAGAAAGUGAGCAACUGUUGUGCUACUAACAGGACUAACUUUUUUUGCAUCUUUUGCGUGCAAUAUUUAUGGCUUUUAUGAUAUGUAAGACUGGGAACUGCGUUCUCUAUGCAUGUGAUAUAUGUGGGUGUUUGGCAUUGCAAGAGAAUUUUCUUUUCUUCAAAGUGAAAUUAAACUGCAUCUUUUUAGACUGG
Ixodes scapularis (black-legged tick) is the source of this 2073-nucleotide messenger RNA. Its product is annotated as F-box only protein 30-like. The record is from RefSeq and is a predicted model, not a curated record. Lineage: Eukaryota; Metazoa; Arthropoda; Arachnida; Ixodida; Ixodidae. Gene Ontology annotation, molecular function: ubiquitin protein ligase activity; protein binding; zinc ion binding.